GCAGGACCUCCAGCUCAGUUGAGCCAGAGCCAGGGAAGGAGCAAGACACCUCUGCCUUGCUACUGGUCCCUACACUAGGACUGAACUGUGCCAACCUCCUCCCCAAAAGCAGGACCCUGAGGAAGGGGAGCUGCAUCGAGUACCCUGAGGAGUUGCUGAGACUGCCAGCUGCCGAAUACCCAGGGGAGACUGAGCACCUAGAAGCAAAAAAGCCCUACAAACAGAUCUUACUUGUCAAAGUUUUCCAACAUGUCAUCAGUGGGAGGCUGGUCGGAGACCUUCUCUGCGACCCCAGAAGUCCAAGGGAUUGUUGACAAGGUGAAGCCACAGCUGGAAGAGAAAGACAAUAAGCCAUAUCCAGUCCUUGUAGCCAUAACAUAUAAAACUCAGGUGGUUGCUGGAACAAACUACUUAAUUAAGGUCUCUGUCAGCAACAGCACUGAUGAGUGUGUACACUUGAAGGUGUUCCAAAGCCUUCCUCAUGAAAAGAAGGGGCCCAGUCUUACCAGCUAUGAGACUGGCAAAACCAAAAAUGAUCCAUUGAAGCCAUUUUGAAUGAGAUGCUUGGGAUGGGCUCUUCUGUUGCUCUUUCUGCAGACUCCCAACUGAUACCACCUGUGCCAAUACAUGAAUGAAAAUAAAAUGAAUCUGAUUUUGAAAACUAA
Mauremys reevesii (Reeves's turtle) is the source of this 665-nucleotide messenger RNA. RefSeq names its product stefin-C-like. The transcript has 4 exons. The record is from RefSeq and is a predicted model, not a curated record. Bases 250 to 555 code for a protein of 101 amino acids. Gene Ontology annotation, molecular function: cysteine-type endopeptidase inhibitor activity. NCBI's taxonomy places the organism in Eukaryota, Metazoa, Chordata, Testudines, Geoemydidae. Gene Ontology annotation, cellular component: cytosol.